AUGGAAUCGACUCUCAACCCCCAAGCAUCGUCCGAAAACGCGUCGAACAUCAAUGCCCUCGCCAAUCUCAUCCAAACCGGACAAGCCAAAAACAUCAUCGUUAUUGCCGGCGCCGGCAUCUCCACGGCCGCAGGGAUCCCUGACUUCCGAUCCCCAACAACAGGCCUCUACGAUAAACUCGCGCCGCUCAAACUCCCAUACCCCGAGGCUAUUUUCCAACUCAGCUAUUUCAAACACACACCCGAGCCAUUCUAUGCGAUCGCGCGUGCCCGACAUCCCCGGAAUCUGAAACCGACCAUUUCCCACGCUUUCUUGGCACUUCUCGCCAAGAAAGAUCUUCUGGAAUUUGUGUUCUGUCAGAACAUCGACAGCUUGGAGCUUGACGCGGGCGUCCCAAAAGAAAAAUCUCUUUCUGUACAUGGGAAUUGGAAAUCGCAGCGUUGCAAUGUCUGUCGGAAGCCGUACCCCGGAGACCUGAUGAAAGAAGCCAUCCAGAAGGGGGAGGUCCCGUACUGUUUGCACUCUGGGUGCGGAGGCGCCGUGAAGCCAGACGUCGUGUUCUUUGGAGAUUCGCUCCCCGCAGCAUUUGAUGAAGAAGUCAAGCGUCUUCCGAAUGCGGAUUUGGUUCUCGUCAUGGGGACCAGUUUGAAGGUUUAUCCUGUGGCUGGGCUACCCAGGCAGGUUGCUGAGGGCGUGCCUCGAGUGUUGAUCAAUAAUGAAAAGGCCGGGGAUAUUGGGUAUCGGCCGUCUGAUAUGUGUAUUCUGGGGUCAUGCGAUGAGACUAUCUUGGAAUUGGCUGAUGCGUUGGGGUGGAGGGAGGACUUGGAGAGUGUUUUGCAGGAAGCCAUUGCUAAGAAGGAGGAAGAGGAGCCGUACGAUGGACCCGAGAUUGAUGAGUUGAUCCAGAGAUUGGCAGAAAAGUCGAAGGAUAGUAUGGUCUCUGAGGGACAUAAGGGUAUGCUGGAGAAGCAUUUGGCGUCCAAGUUUGCUGGCGUUCUACGUGAAAAGCCGAUUGAGGGAUAA
This is a messenger RNA of Aspergillus affinis, 1023 nucleotides long. Its product is annotated as putative SIR2 family histone deacetylase. Lineage: Eukaryota; Fungi; Ascomycota; Eurotiomycetes; Eurotiales; Aspergillaceae. The coding region runs from base 1 to 1023 and encodes 340 amino acids. The transcript has a single exon. Gene Ontology annotation, molecular function: NAD+ binding; histone deacetylase activity, NAD-dependent. The record is from RefSeq and is a predicted model, not a curated record.